This is a messenger RNA of Triticum turgidum subsp. durum (durum wheat), 1392 nucleotides long. Lineage: Eukaryota; Viridiplantae; Streptophyta; Magnoliopsida; Poales; Poaceae. The record is from the annotation of a GenBank genome assembly.
AUGGAGAUGGUUGAUGCAGUUGACGGAUACAAGUUUGCUGACGAAUCUACGAGCGAUGUCCGUGUUUGCUUUAGGCGGACCGGCGGUCGCGGCGAGCAGCCAGAACGGUUUCCCUGCCACUCGUCCGUCCUCUCCAACAGGAGCAAGUAUUUCGCGGACUUGCUGGGUCAACAAAGCGAUGCCCGUUCUGGUGGUAGCAAUAACUGCAUUGAAGUCCAGUGCCCGAGGGCUGAGUAUGACCAUUAUGUCAAGUUGUUGAAGUUUAUGUAUCUUUCGAGAGAUUCGAUUGAGGACGCAAUCACCUCCGUUAAGUCGGCUCUCGGCGUUCUUCGAGCAGCCACCUCUCUCAAAUCCGAGUUCGUUGCCGAAACCUGCAUAGGAUACCUGGAAUCUGCUUCCUGGGAAGAAAAGGAGGAGGAAGAGAUUUUACAGUUUGCUCAGACCCUGGCCCCAGAAGCUGCUGCACCUUUGUUGGCCCGUUUGCAAGCUCCCAGUGCGAACGCUGUGAAGACUGUUUUCAUCUCCGCUGUGCGCUUCGCUGCGUCCAUGGAGACUUCAGCUGCUCCUUUAUUCGAUGACAUCAAGACUGCUGCUCAAGAGCAGAUUGACUUCAUGCUCCAUGAUGGUGAUGACCCUGCAAUUGUUAUGAUGGAUGAAGAUGUAAGGUCUGUCUUGAGGGAAGGUUUGACAAAACUGUUGUCAACGCUUCGGACUGGACUAGAUCUCUUGGCCUCAGAGUUUGAUAAAUUGCCUGAACAAGCAGAGCAAAGGAUUGUGCGCAGCUUAGUUGACAUUGACUGGAUAACCACUGUCUUGACAAAGACUGAGCUGAUGAACGAGUUUGUUUCUGGCUGGUUAGAAAUCUCAGACCAUGUUGUCUCGGUGGUUCAGAACGACAAGUAUAGCUCAGGUCUGUGGGCUGUGAAGACAAAGCUUAUAGAAGUGACUGGAAAGGCCUUGGAUGCUGUUGGCUAUGGCUCUGUGAUUCUCCCGUCAACAUCCAGAGCGCAUCUUGUGAAGACAUGGCUCCCGUACAUCCGGACGACAAAGCGCUUCCUUGAUGCCAAGGCGAAAGACGAGGCAUUUCCUCAGAUGGAUGCGGGCUUGUGUCAGAAUAUCGAGAGCGCAAUUGUUUCAUUGAUUUUAGCAUUGCCUUCAGGCGACCAGUCGGAUAUCCUGUCGGACUGGAUGCAGAAAGCAGACCAGUUCAGAUACCCUGACCUCACCGAAGCAUUCGAGAUGUGGUGUUACCGCAGCAAAACAGCAAUCAGGCGGCUGAAUGGGGCGGUAGAUAAGGGCAGCAACCCUAUCAGCUUGUUAAGAGUUCCUGGGCCGAGUGACUCCCAGUUCCAACCAGGUCUGGUGUUCCUCUUGUUCCUGAGGACCGCUUAA